Molecule: messenger RNA, 414 nt
Organism: Malassezia restricta
Lineage: Eukaryota; Fungi; Basidiomycota; Malasseziomycetes; Malasseziales; Malasseziaceae
Exons: 2
Coding region: 1-414 (137 amino acids)
Source: RefSeq, a predicted model, not a curated record
AUGCGGCAGUGUGGCGAUGGCGAGCCGUGCGAUGACGGAUCGUCGUCACAUGGAGCGGGCAUAGGCAUACCCGUGGGGAUCUUUAUAGUCAUUGUGGCCCUUGCCGUCUAUUCGCUCUGGCGACUGCAGCGGCAUCGACAGACCCUCCGCUUUACGAGGAACGCCCAUCGGCACUCUGCGCUGCGCCCAACGAGCGGCGCAGCGACGCAUCCACCGCCUUUUCCCCGCCACCAAAGGCAGGAUUGGCCGAGUCCCUAUGAUACAUACCCGCCGCGCGCUUCGCACGCGCCGCCUGAGGUGGAUGAGGAGCCCCUGCCCAGGUACGAGCCGCCAGCGACGCCGCCCCCGCAAUUUCAUGAACAUGACGACACACUCACACCCCCGCCCAAAGCAUACCAGGGAGCAUCGCAGUAA